Molecule: messenger RNA, 1224 nt
Organism: Prorocentrum cordatum
Lineage: Eukaryota; Dinophyceae; Prorocentrales; Prorocentraceae
Source: the annotation of a GenBank genome assembly
GAGACCUCAGAGGCGGAUCCAGAAGUCGAUGGGAUGGAGGAGCUAUUUUCGACGGAAGCGCUGUGGGCUACCGCCAAAGAGGGGAAGUAUGAGAUCGAGAAGGCCGACAUCAUGGAGCUGACGAGCGAUCUACCUGAGGAGACGAACUGCGGCAGAGCUACGGCGGAGAUUGUGGAGUCUCUGCAACCCGAGAAUCUGAUGCAGGUUGGCUUCGCGGCGGAAGCGUGGAAGAUGCUGAGCGAAACUCUGCCGUGGGGGGAUCCAAGACACGAGAAUGACGUGGUCGUGCUGAGCUCAUACGAGGACGGCACCGCGAAGGCGGUCAUCGAGAGAGACGACAGCAUCUUGACGCCGGCCGAGAAGAUCGAACAUCGUGAAGCCCUUCGAGCAGCUCUUCUGAAGCAGCUACGUCAGUGGGCUGGCUUCAUGGCCAUGUCGAGGACCAGCUGGAGAGGUGCCAAGAACCUCGUCGACGCGAAGUGGGUAGAUGAGUGGAAGUGGACGCAAGCAUCGGAUGGCACUGCGACGAGAAUCAUACGCAGCAGGUUGACGGUAAGAGGCUUCAAGGAUCGGCACAAGGACGAGGUGAAGAUGUUCACCGGCACUAGCGCGCGAUGGGGCCAGAGGAUGGUGAACAUUCUGGCGGCUCAGCACCAGUGGAAGUUGUGCAGUGGGGAUAACUCUUCGGCGAUCUUGCAAGGAAUGACAUUUGAGGAAGUGGUGAAGCUGUUGAAUGAACCUAUUCGGGACAUAUGUUUUGAGUCCCCGAAAGGAUCCGGCGAGCUGUUGUGUGAGGCCGAAGGCUUCGAGGGUAUCAACAGCAUCUUGGAGGUUCUCCACAUGGAGAAGGGCGGCUUUGGACUGAACGAUGCUCCACGGCUCUUCGGUCUUAGCCGCGAUCAGGUGUUGUUAUCCAUUGGACUGCGGGCCACGCACGCGGAUCCGCAGCUCUGGCUGAAGCAUGAGAGCAGAGUAUUGGUGAUGGUGGCAUCGACGCACCUGCACGACUUGAAGUACGCCGGCCGUGACAAGGCCACGUCCGAGCUGGUGCGGGCGCUGGAAGCAGUGUUCGGGAAGAUGACCAUGCAGGAGAAGAAGUUCAAACACUGCGGUCUGCGCCACCGACAGCUGGAGGACAUGAGCAUCGAGGUGAACCAGACGGAAUACAUCAAGAACCAGAACUGCAUCGACGAGAAGGAGCUGCAGGGCAUGGCAGAUGACGCG